AUGUCUACGUCACUAGGCCAGCGCACAUCCGUGUCCAGAGAGUCUGAUCCUUCUGAACUGGAAGUUGCCAACAGUAGUCGACCUCCAUCAAGAGAGGAACGUCGUGAAGAGCGCAAGGAAUAUCUCAACACCAUCAUUGACACUAAUGAUAAAUUGAGAGAGAAGCUGAUCGAGGCGCAAGAGGAAUUGAAGCAACAAUUGAUUUCUGGAAUCGCGCAAACGCAAAGUAUGCGUGAUAUGGCUGCGGCAACAGCGAGCCUUAUGUCA
Strongylus vulgaris is the source of this 267-nucleotide messenger RNA. NCBI's taxonomy places the organism in Eukaryota, Metazoa, Nematoda, Chromadorea, Rhabditida, Strongylidae. The record is from the annotation of a GenBank genome assembly.